AUGCAUGACGAUAAAAAAAAAAUUUUGGAUCAUACUAGCAGAGUGUGUGCAUGUUUAGCGAUUGCUAUCUGCGUGUUGGUCUGGGGCGAGUGGCUAAAUUAUCGCUUCUCGAGACACUCUUGGAGCAUUCCCCAACCGAGGGCUUCUGAAUCAUUGGGUGUGCUCAUAGUGGCCGACCCACAACUAGUUGGUUACAGAAAUGAAAAUCAUAUGUGGGGACCUGUGACAAGAUGGGAUUCCGACAGGUGGGCCUUAGUUGUUAGUUUGGAAGCCAGUGAAACUGAAAUUGAAUGGACAAUUGAAAGAUUUUUCGACAUUUUCGAUACCAUGAUUCCUGUAAGUAUAUUGUCCAUGUUACGUAUAUUAUUGAGCGUGGAUCAAGAUGAAUUGGAGAGUUAUCUAACUACGAGUAGCUUCAACCUUCUGACCAUGUAUGUAUUGAGAAGUGCAGGAAAGAUGCAGCCAUGCAUAAGGUCUUAA
Molecule: messenger RNA, 480 nt
Organism: Strongylus vulgaris
Lineage: Eukaryota; Metazoa; Nematoda; Chromadorea; Rhabditida; Strongylidae
Source: the annotation of a GenBank genome assembly